This is a messenger RNA of Coniosporium apollinis CBS 100218, 1089 nucleotides long. RefSeq lists its product as uncharacterized. The record is from RefSeq and is a predicted model, not a curated record. Bases 1 to 1089 code for a protein of 362 amino acids. Gene Ontology annotation, molecular function: NAD binding. The transcript is spliced from 3 exons. NCBI's taxonomy places the organism in Eukaryota, Fungi, Ascomycota, Dothideomycetes.
AUGGGCGGCGGUCCAGCAGACAAGAUGCUCAUUGUCCUUCCGUUUCCUGAGCCCAAAGCGAUCAUAGACCGGAUCAGAAAGCAGCAUCCCAACAUAGAGAUCACAUUUGUGCACCUCAAGUUCGCAGAAGUAGCAUGGAAGACCUACAAGGAAGUGCCCAAAGAAAUCUACAAAGACAAGACCAUCCUCGUGACCCUCUCAGCGCUCCCGCCUACCCCAGAAGACUGCCCCCACCUCGAGCUGAUCCACUUCUUCUCUGCCGGCACGAACCACAUCGCGAACCACCCGAUCUACACCGAUACCAAGAUCACCCUCACCACCAGCAGCGGCAUCCACGGCCCGCAGAUCGCAGAAUGGGUCGUCAUGACCGCGCUCGUGCAGAGCCACCACUACAACAAGCUGUACGAGCUGCAGAAGCAGAAGCGCUGGGGCAAGAACGACAUCGAUGGCGAUUAUCACCGCGUGAGGGAUCUGGUCGGUCAGCGCUUGGGGGUGUUAGGGUAUGGCAGUAUUGGGAGGCAGGUUGGAAGAGUGGCGAAGGCCAUGGGCAUGGAUGUGAUUGCGUAUACGGCCACGCCGAAGGAUACGCCGGAGAAGAGGAGGGAUAAGGGGUUCGUUGUUCCGGGGACGGGGGAUCCGGACGGGAGUAUUCCGAGCAAUUGGUAUAGCGGGCUCGAUAAGGAGAGUUUGCAUCACUUCCUGAAGCAGGACAUCGACGUGCUGCUUGUGUCCGUUCCAUUGACUAAAGAAACCCGACACUUUCUCAGCACUCCUGAGUUUGAAGUUCUCUCCAAACAGCACGCCUUCGUAACCAACAUCUCACGCGGCCAAAUCAUCGACCAACCCGCGCUGGUCUCCGCUCUCCACGACGGCUCUCUCCGCGGCGCCGCCCUCGACGUCACGGAUCCGGAACCCCUACCGCCAGAUGACCCGCUGUGGGACGCGCCGAACGUGACCAUCACGCCGCACAUCAGCGGCGUUGGACAGGCGUAUACGGAUAGGGCGUUUCAGGUGCUCGAGGUUAAUUUGGAGAGGAGGGAGAAGGGGGAGAAAUUGAUCAAUGUGGUGGAUCGAAAGAGGGGUUAUUAG